This is a messenger RNA of Sphenostylis stenocarpa, 180 nucleotides long. NCBI's taxonomy places the organism in Eukaryota, Viridiplantae, Streptophyta, Magnoliopsida, Fabales, Fabaceae. The record is from the annotation of a GenBank genome assembly.
AUGGCAGGGAUGAAUUUGGGUCGAGGAACUGUGAAACUCAAGCACAUGGCUAUCGACAGUGAUGCGGUGCCUAUCAGAAGAACUUACAGAAUGAUAUAUAUUCUACAACUUGACUCAUCACGUCUAAUCGCGGCAGCAUCAAUUAUUCUAUCUGUGAAACACGCAAUGAAACAAGCGUAG